This is a messenger RNA of Ruditapes philippinarum (Manila clam), 1902 nucleotides long. RefSeq lists its product as uncharacterized. Bases 324 to 923 code for a protein of 199 amino acids. NCBI's taxonomy places the organism in Eukaryota, Metazoa, Mollusca, Bivalvia, Venerida, Veneridae. The record is from RefSeq and is a predicted model, not a curated record. The transcript has 2 exons.
UAGUUAUAAUAUAACGGAUUGUAAAACAUAAAGUUCACAAAUUGCAGUUUAAAUACAAGAGUUAAAUGAAUAUUAUAUUUCAAAAGCAUUUCUGAAUUUGGAUAUCAUAACAAAGACACGAAGCUGUAUCUUUACUUCUGUUCAACGUGGAAAUAUCAUCAGUGUAUCAAUGUAAUAUUAUUGUAAAACGAAAUCUCUGAGAAAAAAAAUAAUUAAGAAAACUUGCAACGUUUAAUAAAAUGGUUCGUAGAAAACCAUGCGCUUCUUCUACAAAUAAAAUAAUGAUUUUGAAUUAACAACCUAAAGACAUCUCGAAACAGAUAAUGGAAUAUAAGUUUUGGAUUGCGUUAAUUAUUCAGAUUUACCCGGUAGUUGCUAUGUACAUGUAUGUAGAGAUACAAAGAAGUUAUGAAUUUGAAGAUGUGUUGAGUGAAGACCAACAAGAUUACUGGGUUUGGCGUUCUGAAGCAUCUAACCUAAAAACUCUUAGGUUGGUAGAUCAUAAUCAAGUUUAUAGAACAGACUUCAAAAUUUGCAUUGACCCUGUAGAAGGAAGGGACACAGUUAAUUUCUUUCUAGAUGAUAUUAGGUAUGCAAAUGAUGGACCAAAUGACACUAUCUCUGUAACGUUUGAUGGAGAAUAUUGGGAUGAAUAUUCGACCAAUGAAAAGUGGGCACAUGGCCAUGAUUGGAACAUAUUUCGAAACAGUGGAAGAGCGACAGGGACAAAAUUCUUGAGGGAAGGUGAAUAUGUGAUAGGUGUUUCAGUAAAAACUGACAAAUGGGGGAUAGAACUUGACAAGAUACGUGUAAUUGCUGAAUAUCAAGUUCUUGAAAGUGAUAUAUUUUGUGGCGGAAGACUUGUAAAUACAAACUAUACAUGGAUGCAGGAUGACGUUGAAUUCAUACAAAAGACACGCUAGUAUAAAUUAAAUAAUGCAUAAUUAUAUAGUUCAGCAGAGCAUGUAGAUAUUGUAUAUUCAAAAUGUUUAUGUUAAAGCCAUUUCAUAGAAGUCAUUUUAUUUAUUGUCAUUAGAUUUUAGGAAUUAUUGUUGAUGUAAUAACCGAGGUUCAAAAGUCGGAAAACAUAUCGUUUGAAUUUCUUACAUAGAUUGGCUUGGUCACUGAGAACAAAAUGAUAUGCAAAAGAUAAUUAAAAAUAUUUAUUCUUGUUAAAUAAAUUAUUUCUUAAGAUAUAAAUACUUGUUUUCUUAAGAAAUCAAUAGGCAAUCGUAUUUAUGUGCUGCUCUUUGCCAAAUUUUGUAAAACGUAUUGCACAACUUUUCAAGUUUGGGUCAUUUUUGACAAUUAGAAUAAUUAUUCUGUAAAAAAGAAACUGAAUGAUCUGAACUUUUCGCAAGUCCAGUCCCGUCAUGUCAAACACUUUGAUGAGACUCUAUUUGACUUGUUACUUGUCAGAAUAAAAAAGCUAUGAAUAUCUAUUACUUUGCAUCAACAAACAUUUGAAAGGCAAGUUCUGUGUUUCUGAAUAAAGUGAUAUCAACAUUUUUUUUAAUAAAUUAUCAAUUUUGAAAUAGAUUUUUUCAGAAGUUUUAGAUGCUAGAUUGAGAGAAAAGAUGUGUCUCAGAAACUUUUUAAAAAUUAAUGUUAAAGGCAUGACAUCAUAAAGGAAUUGUCAAUGUCAUUGUUUUAACAAGAUAUAUCCGUAAUUAUUUUAUAGAGUCAAAACCUGUUUAUUAUAAUCAUUCUUAAUAUACUAAAAUGAUACAUACAUGAAACGGCAUCUUAAUUUUAAUUGAGUGUUUUUGAUAAAUCAUAAAUUUCUACAAUAAUUUUAUUCUUAAAUAAUUAUGUAAAACUACGACGUUUUUUCAUAAUAUCAUUAUGUAAACAUGCUUUGUCACUUUUUAUAUUAACCUUAUUGAUAUUGUUUGUCUAUUC